Molecule: messenger RNA, 1203 nt
Organism: Eufriesea mexicana
Lineage: Eukaryota; Metazoa; Arthropoda; Insecta; Hymenoptera; Apidae
Product: odorant receptor 24a
Exons: 5
Coding region: 1-1203 (400 amino acids)
Biological process (GO): detection of chemical stimulus involved in sensory perception of smell; sensory perception of smell
Cellular component (GO): plasma membrane
Molecular function (GO): odorant binding; olfactory receptor activity
Source: RefSeq, a predicted model, not a curated record
AUGUCGGAAGAAUUACAAAUAUAUCGAAAUUACGCGAAUUUUGUAAAACGUUUUCUCAUUGUUAGUGGAAUAUAUCCGAUUAUGAGGGAGCGAAACAUCAUUUAUCGAUGUAUAUUAUUUUGGUCGAUACUUUCUUGUUCUAUUUCACUUUGUACCAUAGGGAAUUUUUGCCUGCAGAAUAUUAAGGAUAUUAGUUUGCUUACCGCUUCGUUCAUGGUUUUUGCGACCAUAUCAAAUGUGGUCAUAAAGGUUUGCUUCUUUUCCAUCUAUCAAAAUAAACUGCAACAAGUAGAUGAUGUACUUGCUUCCUUGUUGGAAGAAGCAUUAAGUGAAGCACGCUUAAAAUCGCUGGCCUUUUCCUGCCUUCGAAUAUUUUAUCGAUUGAUUUAUAUGCAAACUAUACUAAUGGCGAUCACUACCAUUAUUUAUCUACUUAAACCAUUGAUUAUAAAGACGCUUUACGAUAAAAAUAAUACAAUGAAUGUGCAAUAUCCUUUACCUCUUCUUGGAACUUAUCCUUGGACGAUUAAUUCAACGUUAAUAUGGAAAUUACAUUAUCUGUUCGAGGUGAACAUUGGUUGGUUCAUAGUCUCUGUAUCUACUGGUGUAGACUCAUUUUACGGCUUUUGUAUAUUUCGUAUGUCGACGAUGUUACGUUUGUUGUCUUUCGAAUUUGAGACUAUAUUUUCAAGUAGCGGAGAAAAUAAGGGGAACAAGGGUUACGAGGCAAAUCGUCAACGAAUCUUUCAACAAUGGGUCGAUAAGCAUGUUUUGUUGUUAAAAUGCCGUGACAUUAUCCAAGAGGCUUACGGACCUAUUAUUUUAUUGAUAACCGUAACAAACGCAAUUGGCAUAUGUACUUUAAUAUUUCAAUUGUUCCAGAUAAGUGAGAUAAGCAUCAGUAAAAUCGUGCAGUUCGUCAGUUACUUUUUCAUGAAAUUAAUACAAACGUUUUUAUAUACUUGGCCUGGGGACGUAAUCCUUACCGAGAGUGAGCUUUUGCGCUACAAAGUUUAUUGUAGCAACUGGUACGAAGACAAGAAUAUUAGUCUCGUGAGAUGUUUUUUGUUAGUGAUAGCACAAAGACCGAUUAUUCUGAAGGUGUGCGAUAUAAUGAAGGUUUCAUUGGAUCUUUUUGCUCAGGUCUUGAACACGGCAAUGUCCUAUUAUCUUUUAUUGCAAACGAUCGAUAAUGAUAAGUAA